AUGAAGACGCUGAUGCGACAUGGGCUGGCUGUGUCUUUAGCGCUCACCACCAUGUGCACUAGCUUGUUGCUCAUGUACGGCAGCAUCGGUGGGGGUGGAGGAGGCAGCGGCGGAGGCCAGAAAGAGCAAAGCCAGCAGCAGGUGGUGGCGGCGGCGACAGCCAGCGUGGAACCCCAGAGCCCGCGCCCGCCGGGCGGCAGCGGCCAGCGGCGCCUACCGGGAUUCCCCGCUCGCCCCUUGGAAGGCUACAUCAGCGUCCUGGACCACAAGCCUUUGAAAAUGCACUGUACAAGUUGUGCCCUGGUAUCAAGCUCAGGACACCUUUUGCGAAGCCAACAAGGCAGCAAGAUUGACCAAACAGAGUGUGUAAUACGAAUGAAUGAUGCACCCACACGAGGAUUUGGAAAAGAUGUUGGAAACAAGACAAGCUUACGAGUCAUAGCUCACUCCAGCAUUCAGAGGAUUUUGCGGAAUCGCAAUGAACUGUUAAAUAUGAGCCAAGGGACUGUAUUUAUCUUCUGGGGUCCCACCAUCUAUAUGAGGAGAGACGGAAAAGGGUUAGUUUAUAAUAACCUGCAACUAAUGAAUCAGAUUCUACCUCAGUUAAAAGUAUACAUGAUAUCUCGGCACAAGAUGCUUCAGUUUGAUGAUCUCUUCAAACGGGAAACUGGAAAAGACAGGAAGAUAUCCAACACUUGGCUUAGCACUGGAUGGUUCACAAUGAGUAUCGCAUUAGAGCUGUGCGACAGGAUAGACGUCUAUGGCAUGGUGCCACCAGAUUUCUGCAGGGAUCCCAAUCAUCCUUCAGUACCUUAUCAUUAUUAUGAACCUCUGGGACCUGAUGAAUGUACAAUGUACAUUUCACAUGAACGAGGAAGAAAGGGCAGUCAUCACCGCUUUAUCACAGAGAAACGAGUGUUUGAGAACUGGGCCCGGACAUUCAAUAUUCACUUUUUUCAGCCAGACUGGAAACCAGAAUCACUUACUAUAAAUCACGCUAAGAUUAAACUGGUGUUCUAA
Molecule: messenger RNA, 1020 nt
Organism: Gekko japonicus
Lineage: Eukaryota; Metazoa; Chordata; Lepidosauria; Squamata; Gekkonidae
Gene: ST6GALNAC5
Product: ST6 (alpha-N-acetyl-neuraminyl-2,3-beta-galactosyl-1,3)-N-acetylgalactosaminide alpha-2,6-sialyltransferase 5
Exons: 5
Coding region: 1-1020 (339 amino acids)
Biological process (GO): ganglioside biosynthetic process; oligosaccharide metabolic process
Molecular function (GO): alpha-N-acetylgalactosaminide alpha-2,6-sialyltransferase activity
Source: RefSeq, a predicted model, not a curated record